AUGUCCGAAAAAGUGGUGUAUGAUGUCUUAAAUGAAGAAGUAACAUCUUCAGAUACAGAAGCUGGCCUUCCUAAUUUGAAUAAAGAUCUAUCAAUAGUUGAAAGCAGUGAUAGUGUUUUAAGCAGAAAGAUCAAUCUCGUAAACGAUGCAAUAGACGAGAUUGGAUUCACGUGGUUUCAUUUCAAGUUAUUCUGUAUUGCAGGGUUUGGUUACUCGGUGGAUUCACAGAUGGAGAUGAUCCAGUCAUCGGUGAAAAGUUAUGUUGACGGUCAAAUGAAAGGCGGUGGGUAUCCCGUUGCAACAGAGAUAUUCUAUGCAGGUUUAAUCAUUGGUUCCAUCAUGUUUGGUUUUGGUGCAGAUCUAAUUGGCCGUAAGCUAGCAUUCAACCUAUCACUAUUACUUACUUCGACAUUUGGAUUUUUCACUGGUGGAACAUCGAGUUAUGCAAUGUACUGUAUCUUCCUAUUCUUGUCAACUGUUGCAGCUGGUGGUAAUAUUGCCACAGAUGUUGCAGUGUUUCUUGAAUUCUUACCAUCCAAAUAUCAAUAUUUGAACACAUCUAUGGCAGCAUGGUGGGGUGUGGGACAGACGAUUGCAAACCUCAUUGCAUGGCGGUUCCUACCAUCGUACUCGUGCGACGAUCCUACGAGUCCAGAUUGCACAUCACGUCUGAAUCGUGGGUGGAGGUACUGUUGGUAUGUGAACUCAGGUAUAGUGAUGGGUGCAGCACUUCUUCGAUUAUUUUUCCUACAGCUUGGAGAAACUCCCAAGUUUCUAGUCUCUACAGGUAGAGACCGGGAAGCCGUUGAAGCAAUCCAGGCGAUUGCGGCUAAAUACAACCGUCCAUGUUCACUGACGGUGGAAAAACUAGAAGCAUGUGGUACUAUCGAGCCAACAUACUUCAACAUGGGAAGAAUAUCCAGUUUCCAAUCGGGCCUUAAGGAGUUGUACCAUUCCACGAAAACGAACAUCAAGAUCCUUUUCUGCAACAAGUUAGUUAUCAGAUCCACUAUUUUGAUCAUCACGUCUUGGGUGUUUAUUGGAAUCUCCUAUUCGGUUUUUUACAAUUUCCUUUACAUCUACAUUGCUGCACACGGAGGAGAUACCGGCUCUUCUCCUUAUAUAGUCUACAGAAAUUCCACCAUUGCCAAUUUUGUCGGUAUUUUUGGUCCUCUUCUUGGAGGAGCCCUUAUUCUCAUCCCAAAGGUCGGAAGAAAGGGUACAAUGAUAUUCGGAGCUUUAUCUGCCAUGGCAAUCCUCUUUGGAUACACCACGGUCAGAACAGCAGCUGGGGAUGCCGGAUUCAGCAGUGCAACUUAUUUUUUUGUUAACAUAUACUAUGCAUGUUUAUAUGCAUAUACACCAGAAGUGUUCCCUACCAAGGCAAGGGGUACAGGUGUUGCUCUAUGUUUAGUCGCCGGUCGUGUUUCAGGAGCAUUUGCACCUGUUGUGUAUUGGUACGGAGAACAAACAGGAACAUCUGUUCCUAUCUGGGUGUGUGGUGGAAUCAUUGGUUCGUUGUCCAUCCUUGCUUUUGCAAUGCCUUUUGAGCCUAGUAAACAAAGGACUGUUUAA
Molecule: messenger RNA, 1575 nt
Organism: Pichia kudriavzevii
Lineage: Eukaryota; Fungi; Ascomycota; Pichiomycetes; Pichiales; Pichiaceae
Exons: 1
Coding region: 1-1575 (524 amino acids)
Biological process (GO): transmembrane transport
Molecular function (GO): transmembrane transporter activity
Source: RefSeq, a predicted model, not a curated record